Molecule: messenger RNA, 1026 nt
Organism: Didymosphaeria variabile
Lineage: Eukaryota; Fungi; Ascomycota; Dothideomycetes; Pleosporales; Didymosphaeriaceae
Exons: 2
Coding region: 1-1026 (341 amino acids)
Biological process (GO): secondary metabolic process
Molecular function (GO): CoA-ligase activity
Source: RefSeq, a predicted model, not a curated record
AUGACGCAGCAUACGUUGGUUUACGACUACAAGCCACGUGACUACGUGCUCUCACGGUUACUCUGCACGCCUCUGUUUCACGUCUCUAAUGUCCCACGCGCAUACACCUCACCUCUCCGCUCUGGUUCAAAAACCUACAUCAUGCGACGUUUCGAGCUCGAGCCCUUCCUGCGCUACAUGGAGCGCUUCCAGAUCACGGAGCUCAACAUGGUCCCGCCGAUGGUCAUUCAAGUUAUCAAUUCUCCCCUCUCCCGCAAGUACUCAUUGAAGGCGGUUAAGAACGGCGGCUGUGGAGCGGCGCCUUUAGCAGCAGAGCCACAAGCGCGGAUGAAAGCGCUGCUCAGUCCCGACGCAGUGUUCAACCAAGUAUGGGGUAUGAGCGAGACGAGCUGUAUCGCGACCAUGAUACACUAUCCCGAACAUGAUCCCACAGGAUCCGUUGGGCGGUUUCUACCUAACCAUGAUGCGAAACUAAUUGAUGAUGAGGGAAAAGACAUCACAGACUACGAUGUCGCAGGCGAGUUAUGCGUUCGCGGACCGCUGAUCGUGAAGGGCUACUACAACAACCCGGAAGCAAAUCGCACGGCAUUCGACGCGGACGGGUAUUUUCACACUGGAGAUGUUGCUUUACGCAAGCGGUCCAGCGGUUUGUGGUACAUUGUGGAUCGCAAGAAGGAACUCAUCAAGGUGAGAGGUUUCCAGUGUGCGCCCGCGGAGCUCGAAGGCGUGCUGCUGUCCCACCCGGCGAUCAGUGAUGCAGGCGUGAUUGGCAUACCGGCUGCUGGCUUUGGAUCAAGCGCUGGGGAGCAAGGCAGCGAAGUGCCGAGAGCGUACAUUGUGCGGAAGAAAGGCGCGAGGCUGGAUGAGAGCGGUGUACACAAGUGGAUGAGGAAGAGACUGGCAGGAUACAAGCAGCUGGUCGGAGGCAUCAUGUUCGUGGAUGUAAUCCCGAAGAAUGCGAGUGGGAAGAUAUUGAAGGGAGAAUUGAGGGCGAUGGCUAAGAAAGGACUGGGUGCAAAGUUGUAG